AUGGCGCCCACACCUUCAUGGGUCAAAGACCUCAAGCCUGCCGGCCCUCAGGGCACCGAGCUCCUGUCGCAAGAGCGAGCAAAGUCGAAUGUCGAUGUCAAGGCACUGUCGACCUUCCUGCACACUCAAGAAGGACUCGACCGCAAGCGCACGAUUCUGAAGAUCCUCCAGCAGGAAAAGGUGUUUGACAAGUCGCAAAACUACUUUGCUGGUCGUAUUGAUCGCUUCGAGACAGCUCUGGCGCGAGCAAAGAGACUCCGACAGCUGCAGGUCAAGCACAACUGGACCGACACGGACAAGUCGGUUGCGAACGAGCUCAUCAGUGAGCCCGGUCCGUAUGGUCUGCACGAGAGCAUGUUCCUGAUCACCCUCCGUGACCAGGGCACGCCCGAGCAGCACGAGAAGUUCCUCAAACCCGCAAGAAACUACGAGUACAUUGGUUGUUACGCCCAGACCGAGCUCGGCCACGGCUCCAACGUACGAGGUCUCGAGACGACAGCCACCUGGAGCCCCGAAGACAAGACCUUCGUCAUCAACUCGCCCACCCUGACCGCCAGCAAGUGGUGGAUCGGCUCCCUCGGCCGCACCGCCAACCAUGCCGUCGUCAUGGCUCAAUUAUACAUCGGCAACAAGCCUUACGGCCCCCACCCCUUCGUUGUGCAGAUUCGCGAUCUCAAGACACACCUGCCGCUCGAGAACAUUCACAUUGGUGAUAUUGGUCCCAAGUUUGGUUACAACACCAUGGACAACGGUUUCUUGCUCUUCAACAAGGUCAAGGUCCCCCACAUCAGCAUGCUGGCCCGCUUCUCCAGCGUCGACCCCAGCACCAGCAAGUACCUGCGUCCUGCCUCUCCUUCGCUCAUCUACGGAACCCUCACUUGGGUCCGCAGCACCAUCGUCUUGCAAUCUGGCAGUGUUUUGGCCCGUGGUGUCACUAUCGCUACCCGCUACGCUGCUGUCCGCCGCCAGUUCCAGGACCGUGAUGCUCAAGAUCCCAAGUCGGACGAGAACCAGGUUCUCAACUACACCACUGUGCAGAUCAGACUUUUGACUCUGCUGGCUACUUGUUACGCUCUGCACUUUACCGGUCGCGGUAUGAUGCAGCUCUACGAAGCCAACCAGAAGAAGAUGAGCCAAGAUGCCGGCAAGUCAAACACAAAGCGCGGUGCUGGUCCCGAGGAGGUCACUCCCGGCAGCGACCUGCUCGCCGACCUCCACGCCACUUCCUGCGGUCUCAAGUCUCUGGCUUCAUCCACGGCCGUCGAUGGCCUUGAAGUCUGUCGUCGCGCAUGCGGUGGCCACGGUUACAGCAACUUCUCAGGCAUCGGGCCCUGGUACGCCGACUACCUGCCCACCGCCACCUGGGAAGGCGACAACUACAUGUUGACCCAGCAAGUCGCCCGCUACUUGCUCAAGUCAGCUCGCAGCGUGCUCAAGGGCAACGAACCCACCAACGACACCACCGCCAUCCUCGCCAACUUCCUGGCCAAAUCCGAAUCUGGCGCCGCCUUCAACAUCAUGGAUAAAGACGAAGAUCUCGUUGCGGCAUUCGCUUGGCGAUCCUCCUUCCUCACUUUCGAAGCCCUCAAGCACAGAGACGAGAACAAGAAGGCCUGGAACGAUUUGCUGGUUGACUUUUACCGUUUGUCGCGCGCGCACUCGCAGUACAUGGUGGUGAAGAACUUCUACGAGGCACUCAACUCGUCAUCCAUCACUUCUGACCUCGACCCCGCUACCCUGGAUCUCAUGCACAAGCUUUUCCGCCUGUAUGCAUUGCACACCCUCGAGUCCGAGGCUUCUGAAUUCUACACUUCUGCUGCCGUCACCGUUCGCCAGAUCCAGCUUGCUCGCACAAAUGCAGUCAUGAAGUUGCUUGCUGAGAUCCGUCCUCAUGCUGUGAGGUUAGUCGACGCCUGGGACUUCCCAGACUGGCAGUUGGAUUCGUCAUUGGGACGUUACGAUGGCAAGGUGUAUGAGGACAUGUUCUACAGAGCCAGCGAGCUAAACCCAUUGAACGCCAUCACGGUGGAUCCUUACCCGAACAGCGAGGUGCUGUUCAAGAGUAAUGAUAGCGAUAAGUUCAAGAGCAAGCUUUAG
Molecule: messenger RNA, 2097 nt
Organism: Aureobasidium namibiae CBS 147.97
Lineage: Eukaryota; Fungi; Ascomycota; Dothideomycetes; Dothideales; Saccotheciaceae
Product: acyl-CoA oxidase
Exons: 2
Coding region: 1-2097 (698 amino acids)
Biological process (GO): lipid homeostasis; fatty acid beta-oxidation using acyl-CoA oxidase
Cellular component (GO): peroxisome
Molecular function (GO): acyl-CoA oxidase activity; fatty acid binding; FAD binding
Source: RefSeq, a predicted model, not a curated record